UAAAAUGCCCACCCUUACCCUCCAUUUUUAUUCAAAAUUCAAACCCAACUCUUUACUUCGAAACCUCUCUCCACACUAUAUCACCUCAUCAUUAUUCAAAAUUCAUGCAUCAAAGGUGAAGUGAGAGUGAGAGAGAGAGAGACAGAGAUAGAGAGAGGAAAUAUGACCACUGCAAGAUUCAUCAAGUGUGUUACGGUUGGCGAUGGAGCAGUUGGCAAGACAUGCAUGCUCAUCUCAUACACUAGCAACACCUUCCCCACUGAUUAUGUGCCAACUGUGUUUGACAACUUCAGUGCUAAUGUGGUGGUUGAUGGAAGUACAGUUAACCUUGGACUUUGGGAUACCGCGGGGCAGGAGGAUUACAACAGGCUGAGGCCUCUGAGUUACAGAGGUGCUGAUGUCUUCUUGUUGGCCUUCUCUCUCAUUAGCAGAGCCAGCUAUGAGAAUAUCUCUAAGAAGUGGAUUCCUGAGCUGAGACAUUAUGCACCAACUGUACCAGUUGUACUUGUAGGAACCAAAUUAGAUUUGCGCGAAGACAAGCAGUACUUGAUUAAUCAUCCCGGCGCAACCCCAAUCACAACCGCUCAGGGUGAGGAACUAAAGAAGAUGAUUGGUGCUGCUAUUUACAUAGAAUGCAGCUCAAAGACUCAGCAGAAUGUGAAGGCUGUGUUUGAUGCUGCAAUCAAGGUUGUCCUGCAACCUCCUAAACCGAAGAGAAGGAGGCGGAAAGCAAGGCCAUGCGUGUUUCUUUAAAUAAACUUUCAUGCUAACCUUUAAUUACCUUUGUAUUAUUAAAUAUGCUUUCUCUUGUAACCAUCUUCAUACUCUUCAUUUCAUUUUAUAAGCCAAACUUAAAUUUAUGCCACUUUCUUUUUCCUUGCUUCUUUUUCUUUACUCAUCCUUUUUCUCUGUACUAUUGUUCUCCUACGCUUCAAUGAAUUCUAAAUAUACUUUCUUCUUGACUCUA
This is a messenger RNA of Camellia sinensis, 967 nucleotides long. RefSeq names its product rac-like GTP-binding protein RAC2. NCBI's taxonomy places the organism in Eukaryota, Viridiplantae, Streptophyta, Magnoliopsida, Ericales, Theaceae. The record is from RefSeq and is a predicted model, not a curated record. Gene Ontology annotation, molecular function: GTP binding; GTPase activity. Gene Ontology annotation, biological process: small GTPase-mediated signal transduction.